Ogataea haglerorum is the source of this 2115-nucleotide messenger RNA. RefSeq lists its product as uncharacterized. The transcript has a single exon. NCBI's taxonomy places the organism in Eukaryota, Fungi, Ascomycota, Pichiomycetes, Pichiales, Pichiaceae. Bases 1 to 2115 code for a protein of 704 amino acids. The record is from RefSeq and is a predicted model, not a curated record. Gene Ontology annotation, molecular function: 5'-flap endonuclease activity.
AUGACUAUCCCAGGUCUCUGGGAAAAGUUUUCCGAGUAUGGGAUUGAGGAUCAACGUCUUCCCAUAAGGGUAUAUGCUCGGCAAUUUUACAAGGAGAAAGCAAGACAUUUACGAGUGGGAAUUGACGUUUACCAAUGGAUCUUCGAACUUACCCAGGUACCUUCCCAAUAUAAAGGAGAUGUAGCCAGCAUUCGUGAUGACAAAGUGAUCCUGAAUUUCUGUUCCCGUAUUAGGGAGCUCAUAAAGUUGCACAUCUCCUUUGUCUUUGUAUUCGACGGCCGCUAUAAGACACACAAAAGAAGAUGGGGAGACGUUCUUUACACUGACGAUGACUAUUAUGUUGAGUACCUUGAAACGAACGAAGAAAUACAACAAAGCGGCUUAUACGACGAGCCAGGGGCGAAGAUUGUUUAUUUGAUAAAAAACCUACUACACUUAUGGAAUAUCAGUUAUGUCCAGGCGCCAGGGGAAGCUGAAAUUGAACUUGCCCGAUUGAACGACUGUGGUGUGAUUGACGCGAUUAUUAGCAAUGAUGCUGAUGGGUUUGUGUACGGGGCGCAGAUCAUUCUCAAAAACUUCAGCCGUUGGGUUGCAGAUGCUCCCGCAACACAGGCAAAUAUAGAUCGACAAGAACCGGAGUUUUAUGUGACUCCAUACCGAAUGUCGAAGAUUGAAGAGGUACUUGGGCUUGACAGGGACCGAAUGGUGUUCCUAACCUGCAUAAAUGGCAGUGAUUUCAGUCAAGGAAUCAGCGGAUUAGGAAUUACCCGUUGUAUUGCGUUGGCUCAAGUAGGGAGCAAGAUAGAGAGUGCAAUCGAUUUUGCUGAAGAAUUAAAGCAAAUUUAUGUUGCUGUGGGAAAAGAAAAACUGUUGGGUCUGGUGCCUUUCAGCAAGAACGAGAGAGACAAAAAGCUAAGCAACUUGAACAAAUUGCUACAGGAAUCGCUUGCACGAAACAGCAAGACAUAUUUCGGAAGGAAGUUCAACGGUACGGUAUCUUUUCCUUCAGACUAUUACUUCAUGAUCCAUUUUUAUCCGUAUCUUUGUCCUGAAAUUUAUGCAUUCAGAAAAUACGAGACAAAUUGCGUCGACUCGCAUCCAUCAACGAUAAGGCUGUCCACUUUGCCACAACCAAACUCUUUGAAACUGCACGAUGAGUCGAUCAAACUUAGACGUCGUGGUUCACUUUGGACGACUGUUCACGACAGCCGUCCCUCAGAAGAUGCGCUUCAAGGUGAUGAGAGCACCGUCGCAUGGUUUGAAAAACCCAAUUUCCGCGAAAUGUGCGAUAUCCGGCUUCCUGUGCAACGUAGCACCAGGGACUUCUUGGUGGAGCAUUUGGCUGAGUGCUAUAUGCUCAGAGUGAUCCACAACUUGGAUUACUUCAAGAAUGCCGAGAUAUUUGUCAAUAUGUACAAGAAAGCCCAGUUUCCUUUGAAGAGACGUGCCGAUGAGUACUACGUUCCUAUUUGGUCAGAGGAGCAGUACCAGGUGAAGUACAAUCGCGAAUUAGUGUUUGGACGAUUUUUGAAGGAAGGAGAGCUCUAUGAUGAAAACUACCGGCUUAUAGACCAUUCUGAACAAAAACUGGAUUCUACAUGGGUUCCGAAAUAUCUCCUCGAGCUGUCGUCUCACGGAAGGAGAUUGAUCGAACAAUACGAGAUCAAAGCUACCGAGAAAAAAUCGCCCCGUAAGUCGCCGCGCAAAUCACCGAAAAAAUCCCCGAAACGGCAGUUGUCGACUCUUGAUAAUCUUUUAAGAUCGCCCAUAAAACGCAAGCUCGAUCCAGGAAAAGAGAGAAGUCAGAGCUCUUCUCCACUCAAAAGCAAACCAAAUCUAUCUUAUGAGUCUGCUGAUGAGGACUCGGAUAUUCUGGAAUCGCCAACAAAGAGACGCAGUCGACUUGAUGUUGACGUAAGCGGGCUUCGAACGUCUCUGUUCAAGAGCCCUGAUACCAAACAGAACACCCCCACAAUCGAUCUAACAACUCCACCCAAAGAAGUCAAAGACACCGUAGAAAAGAAUUUGCAAAAUACUUCAGUUCUCUUUCUUGACACCACAGAUGACGAGACAGAUAAGCUGGAAAAUGAUAUCGAAAUGUUUUUCAAGAAGUAG